AAGGCUAAAAAGGAAAUGUGUAACGAUGACUUACUCAUCUUCUUCUACUGGUCGUCUCCGUCUUUAACAGGUGGUAAUCGUUCCUCGUAAACGUCAUUUCUCUCGUGUUUAAAGCUCGGAUCUCCUCGUUCGUCCCCCAGAAUCGUACAUGGAGCUCGAAUUGGGAGAGCAAUAGAGGAGAAUCCUAUUGAUCGAGGGCUUUUGUGGAAGUUCUGUUCGGAGGAACCGAUGCUGAGGAAACUGCAGCAUGUAACUUAAGAAAGAACUCAAGAUCAAAAAUUGUUGCAUGCUAGGGUUUUCUUUUGAAGGGCUUUGAGCUUCGUAAACCAGAUGCUGAAGAAAUAAGAGGACUUGAAGGAGAUUAUUAUAUUUGGUUGAGAAGAUGGUGGAGGGUCCGAAAUUUGCUGGGAUUAUAGGGGACGACAACAAUGAACACAAUUACUAUGAUUUCACAUCAGGGUUCUACCAUAAAAUUGGGGAAGGCUCCAACAUGUCGAUUGACAGUGUUGGAAGCAUGCAGACCAGCAAUGCUGGGGGUUCGGUUUCGAUGUCUGUGGAUAACAGUAGUGUUGGGUCAAAUGACUCCCACACUCAUAUCUUGGGCCACCCUGGGCUGCGUCCAAUGAAGAUGGACAACAAUUCUGUAGGCUACAGUGUUCGUCCAGGAAGAGUCUCACAUGCCCUGAGCGAUGAUGCCCUUGCCCAGGCCCUAAUGGAUACCAGAUUCCCCACGGAAGGGCUACAAAACUAUGAUGAAUGGACAAUCGAUUUGAGGAAGCUUAACAUGGGGACUGCUUUUGCACAGGGAGCUUUUGGGAAGCUCUAUAAAGGGACUUACAAUGGUGAGGAUGUUGCUAUCAAAAUAUUGGAAAGACCGGAGAACAAUGCAGAGAGGGCACAGUUGAUGGAGCAACAGUUCCAGCAGGAAGUCAUGAUGCUGGCUACACUGAAGCACCCGAACAUAGUACGUUUUAUUGGAGCUUGCCGUAAGCCGAUGGUUUGGUGCAUUGUGACAGAGUAUGCAAAGGGUGGGUCAGUUCGACAAUUCUUGAUGAGACGGCAUAAUCGGUCGGUACCUUUGAAAUUGGCAGUCAAGCAGGCUUUGGAUGUUGCUAGGGGGAUGGCAUAUGUACAUGGGCUUGGUUUCAUUCACAGGGAUUUAAAGUCAGACAACCUCUUGAUUUCUUCAGACAAAUCAAUCAAGAUUGCAGAUUUUGGAGUAGCAAGGAUUGAGGUUCAGACAGAGGGAAUGACACCAGAGACGGGAACAUAUCGUUGGAUGGCCCCAGAGAUGAUCCAGCAUAGGCCAUACACACAAAAGGUUGAUGUGUACAGCUUUGGAAUUGUUCUGUGGGAGCUCAUCACUGGCAUGCUUCCCUUCCAGAAUAUGACAGCAGUGCAGGCAGCAUUUGCCGUUGUGAACAAGGGUGUCAGGCCUAUUAUCCCUAAUGACUGUCUUCCUGCACUAAGUGAGAUCAUGACACGCUGUUGGGAUGCCAACCCUGAGGUUCGCCCUCCAUUCACUGAGGUUGUUAGGAUGCUUGAGAAUGCAGAGAUGGAGAUCAUGACUACUGUCCGCAAGGCCCGUUUCAGGUGUUGCAUGACACAACCAAUGACAGCUGACUGAUCCAGAAUCAAGAUAAAAAAAAAGAACAAAGAAAACAGGAAAAUGGAAAGAUAAAAAUGCAGAAGGUGAUUUUAUGUGAGCCCUGUGUAUCUACCAGUCUUCUUUUUUCAGAUAGGAAACAAAAAUGAAUUGUUACUACAAGGACUACCAGUCUCCGGUUUCUGGUAUGUACUGGGCUUGAUUCUGGUAUCUACUGGUUUCUGGUUUUAUUUUACUGGACUGCUGUUUCUGAAGUAGUAGUAGAGGAGAUUGAUGUGCAUCCUCCCUUUCUUGUUAUAUGUGGGCCUGCAUUCUUAGUUGCUUUGCUUUUAACAAAAGCAGGUUCUUUACCGGAUUACUCUGCUUUUUUGUUUGCUGUUGGAUGGUGGUGUCAUUGCUGUACUAAGUUAUUCGCAAUUUACAGUCUGUUAUCAUUUCUUUUCUCCUCUUUCCUACACUGGUCUUAGUCAUUCCAAACAUCAAACCUGAAUUAAAAGGAGUUGCCAAUGACAA
This is a messenger RNA of Nelumbo nucifera (sacred lotus), 2119 nucleotides long. RefSeq names its product serine/threonine-protein kinase STY13-like. Gene Ontology annotation, cellular component: cytoplasm. NCBI's taxonomy places the organism in Eukaryota, Viridiplantae, Streptophyta, Magnoliopsida, Proteales, Nelumbonaceae. Gene Ontology annotation, biological process: protein phosphorylation; signal transduction. The record is from RefSeq and is a predicted model, not a curated record. Gene Ontology annotation, molecular function: ATP binding; protein kinase activity.